UCACAACCCAGCAUUGUCGUGUUGUGUAAGAAUGGGUAAAAGAGAGAUACAAAGCUUUAUCAAAUGGGUACUGGUUCUCACACUUUGCCUUUUAACCCUAUGGGGAAGGAUAGCAUCAGCAUCAACACAUCACAGAAUUCAUUCAGUUCAUGUACAACCUGGCACUUGUGAAGUAAUUGCUGCUCACAGAUGCUGCAAUAAGAACAAGAUUGAAGAACGGUCACAAACAGUAAAAUGUUCCUGUUUUCCUGGCCAAGUUGCAGGGACUACAAGGGCAGCCCCAUCUUGUGUAGAUGCUUCUAUAGUUAUCCAGAAAUGGUGGUGUCAGAUGCAGCCUUGUUUAGAAGGAGAAGACUGCAAAGUUCUACCAGAUUUGACAGGUUGGAGUUGUAGUAGUGGGAACAAAGUCAAAACAACAAAGGUUACACGAUAGUGUCUGGAGUAUAUGCAGCGAACACCCAGAGGGUACAAAUGCUGUGACAGGCCAAAGUUCUACAAUGGCAUACUGUAUAACCCCAUGCAAAGUAUCUUCGUUCCAAAGCGUGGAUAUAUUUGGAUAGUAGUCCAAACUGACAUUAAAGAGGAGGACAAUAAUAAUGUACAAAGUAAAACAAAGGACCAACGUGAUGCCAUUUAAAGAGAGCAAGAAAUCUGCAACAACCCCUGUAGACUGAAUAGUUGCAAAAUGGAAUACAUGAAUCCAUUUCGAAACAUGUUGGACGACUCUGAAAUAAAAUAUGCGUAUUACAAGAGACAGUUUGUGUGCAGUAUACCAACACCCAAUUUAACUGUAAUUUAACUACUUUAUUUGAUCUUUGAUAUUUUAUUCUUUCCAAGAAGCUAUUUAGUUCUCUUUCACCAUGUCUACAGUUUAUGACUUGGAAAUGUGACUUUUUACCCUCCUGUUAAGUGAACGCUGAAGAAAAUGCAGUUUCUUAUAUGGUAAUUUGCAGUUCUAUUAUUGUGAAAGUGAAUAACAGCGAGUGAUUGGCAAAGCAAGCCAGGCCGAACUUAUCACAUGCCACAUAUAUAUUUUAGGUCAGUGCGUUUAUAUGGUAUGGAUUUCAGGAUGUGCAUAUUCUUGAUACAUGUCAUGAUUUUAAGGAAGAGCGUGUCAUACAUGUAAAAUGUUUUGGCCAAUAGCAAUAUUAUCUUUCCAUAUCAAUGUCCUUAAAUCCAAAGUGCUAAAUAUACAGUCUCAGACUAUAGCAUGGAGGUUUAUUAUUCUUUUUUAUAUACAAGUGUAACAUGUUUCAUUGGUAAUGUCAUAAACUGGGUCAUAGGUUGUGUUUUACAAAAGCAAAGACAAUGUGUUUUUUUUUUGCCUUA
Messenger RNA from Nanorana parkeri, 1329 nucleotides. Its product is annotated as protein FAM19A2-like. Gene Ontology annotation, molecular function: receptor ligand activity. The record is from RefSeq and is a predicted model, not a curated record. The transcript is spliced from 5 exons. NCBI's taxonomy places the organism in Eukaryota, Metazoa, Chordata, Amphibia, Anura, Dicroglossidae. Bases 32 to 433 code for a protein of 133 amino acids.